UUAUCGAAUAUUAAUUCAAACUUUAAAAAUUCUCCUUGGAAAUGUGCAAAAGUGAAUUUCUACUUUAAUACAGUGCAAAGUGCGUAAGGAAAGGAACUCCGAGCCUCAUGAUCGUCAUCGACAUUCAUAUUUGAAAUAUCUUAAAUUAAAUUUUGUAAAUUUUAUUUUUCCUACAUUUUUGUAGAUAAUUUUCUUUCUAUUGCCCGUGUGUUGUGUCCGCGUCUAUUCUCAACCCUGAGCCUGAUACUGAGACUAAGAUCUACGCUUAUCUUAUUUGAAAAACGAUAACAGAAAGACUCAAAUAUUUAAAUAAAGUUUGUAUGGAAAAAGUGAGCAUCGUGUCGGUUUGGUUGUGUCUGCUGUCAGUGAAUUGGAUAAGAAUUCAGUUCGUAUUUAGUUUUGUUUCAUUAAAAUUAUUUUAAUUUCAAAUUCCAAUACAAAUUCGAGUCGUUUAUUUUAUUGUUGUUAAAAUUAUUUAAAAACUAUCAAGAACAAAAGUGCGGGGAAAACUUUGUUUAUACGAAAAUAACAAGAUACCUACCAAGUCAACAUAAAAAGUUAAGGAAAUAAAAAUGGACAAAAAGGAGGACUCACCAUUUGUUAUUGAUUUUAAAAGCACAAAUUAUGGAACGGCUAGCAAUAAUAACAUUUCUUCUUCGAAUCGUGGAACUUGCUGCAGUGGUGUUAGUUCUGGUAGCGUUGCAACUCCCGGAACACCAACAACGAUCUAUUGUCUACAUGGCCAAGAACAUAUUGAAUUAAGAGGACAUUGCCAUCGCCAAAGAAGUGAAGGCGUCGAUGUGAAAGCACGAAAGAAACUCAUUAUAGCCAGUAUUUUAUGUGUAUUCUUUAUGGUAGCGGAAAUUAUUGGUGGCUACUUAUCGAAUAGUUUGGCCAUAGCAACAGAUGCAGCACAUUUACUAACAGAUUUUGCCAGUUUUAUGAUAUCAUUGUUUGCCAUAUGGAUUGCAGGACGACCAUCUACUCAAAGAAUGUCCUUUGGUUGGUAUCGAGCGGAAGUAAUUGGAGCUCUAGCAUCCGUUGUUAUGAUCUGGUUCAUUACCGCCAUUUUAGUUUGGCUUGCCAUUCAACGUGUCAUUCAUGGCGAGUUUGAAGUCGAUGCUGAAAUAAUGCUGAUAACUUCAGCACUUGCUAUUAUAGUCAAUCUCAUCAUGGGAUUCCAAUUGCAGCAUUCGCAUUCCCAUGGUGGCGGUGCUGUUUCGAGUGGUGCCGGUCACGGCCAGGCACAUGGUGGUGACACUACAAAGACAAAGAAACCAUCAUUAACAGAAGCAGCAGAAGUUCCUUCCAUUCGUUCAAUUGAUUCUCUUCCAUAUCCAGUGGCACCACCACCAACAAGAAUACCAACACCAGGAUCAUCUACAACGCCAUCGGCCAUUUUACAUAAUUCUGAAAAUGGUCUUAUCUUGGCCGAAACAAAUCUCUCUACAAACAAAAAGACAUACUCCUACCAAAAUAGCGAUGGUCAUGAGCAUGAUAUAGGACUAGCAGCAGGACCUACAAACGAAGUCGAGAAUAUUAAUGUACGCGCCGCACUCAUUCAUGUCGUGGGCGAUGUCCUGCAGAGUGUCGGUGUAUUCCUCGCCGCAGUGGUGAUUUAUUUCAAGCCCGAAUGGGCUAUUGCGGAUCCAAUUUGUACAUUUGUGUUCUCUGUGAUUGUCCUGUUUACAACGUUCUCCAUUAUGAAAGACGCACUUUUGGUCCUUAUGGAGGGUUCACCCAGCUAUUUACAUUACACCGAAGUUAUGGAAUUAUUUUUAAAUAUUCAGGGUGUAGAACGUGUGCACAACCUGAGGAUAUGGGCCUUGAGUAUUAAUAAAAUUGCACUCUCCGCACAUUUGGCUGUUGCGCCCGGUGCCAAUGCAAAGAAAAUCCUGCAGGAUGCAACCACUGCAGUGCAUCUUAAGUACAAUUUCUUUGAGACAACAAUUCAGAUUGAGGAUUUCACGCCAGAAAUGGAAGAUUGCCAACAGUGCACUGUUCCCGUUAGUUAGGCGAAGGAUUCUUCA
This is a messenger RNA of Eupeodes corollae, 2030 nucleotides long. It is a transcript of the gene ZnT35C, whose product is annotated as proton-coupled zinc antiporter SLC30A2. Gene Ontology annotation, biological process: response to zinc ion; zinc ion transmembrane transport. The record is from RefSeq and is a predicted model, not a curated record. Gene Ontology annotation, molecular function: zinc ion transmembrane transporter activity. Bases 573 to 2015 code for a protein of 480 amino acids. Gene Ontology annotation, cellular component: plasma membrane. Lineage: Eukaryota; Metazoa; Arthropoda; Insecta; Diptera; Syrphidae. The transcript is spliced from 8 exons.